AUGCACAGUAAUCAAUCACCAAAUAGACCACGAACGACAAGAAGUUAUGACAAAUCGAUCAAACUGGAGGCUAGAGCAAGUAGUGAAGAAGCCGAUGGUAAUCAUGUCACUCACGCCCCUCAAAACUCGUCCGAGAAACGCAACGCUCGCGUUGGAGUGAGGGAUUGCAUAGACCAACGGAACAUGGAGAUUUUUGCAGGGUUACUUCACAAUUGUGGACCUCUUACAUUGGCAUCGUCGCAAUCGCUCUAUCGAUUACGGUCCCAUCAACCAUUGCAGCGUAACAAGGGCCGCAACCUUCAAGUGCGUACUUUUCGAUGCCGAAUACUAAGUCUUACCAGUACCAUUGAUAUGGUUGAGAUCACAAAGGAAAUGAUGGUUAUGACGGCAGACGAGGUUGGCGUGAAAGGGGAACACUGCUUCCGUGAAGUUGCGGAAUCUGUCAACUAUAUGGCUGCUUCGGUGUCAGUUCCUUGUGAUGACGAUAUAAUUUACUUGGACUCUGAUGAAGCUUUAUCUCCUCUUGCAAAACAACCCGCUUCCGAUCGCUCCAAGAUAUCAAGGCUGCUACUACAGGUCAUUCGCCUUCAUCUUACUGAAAAGUGUUCAUCUCCUGGGUGUUCUGCCGUGAUGGACCAAGCUCAAAAGCUUGGAAAGAAAGUAGAAGAUAUGGAAGCGCUAGCUACAAAGCUUCGAAAGAUGUGUUCGGCUCAACAGUCUGAAAUCACGAGGCUGAAUGAAGAAGCGGCGAAGAAUAAAAGGAAGCUUUCUGUGAUGGAGGAUAUUGUUAAGCGGCAGGGUGUUCUGAUUCGUGAUUUGGAAGCGCAGCUAAGUGUACUCCUGAAUCCCGUGGCGCGACCUUCGCCCUCUGGUCAUUCAAAUCUCAGCCAUCCGAAACCUGUCAGCAAUUCUACUCUGGUUACUCCUUCAAUGAAUAAUGCUCGUGUGGAACAGGCACCUGUCGUUCAGAGAAGGGUUCGAAGUGACGCACAUCUUUCAAGCGUUGCUACUGCUACUCCAUCGGCCCCCAGAGGUGCCAGAUUCUACGUUGACCGAAAUUGCGUUAAAAAUACUGCAGAAAAAAACUAUACAUUUGGAGAAGUAGUAAAUCCUGUCCGGGAUGUUCAACCAAAGGUCGUUCAUUCACCAGCUUCUUCCAAGACGUUGAAUGUUUGCAAUCCAAGAACUGGUCGCAUUCAGCUAGAUGUCCCUUUUGUGGCUGGAAAGCUGCUAGUAGACUUCAUUUCUCCUAUUGGUACGCCUGUUUUGGACUAUCCUUCUGAGUGUCAUCACUGCAAGGUUGCUGGUCCGAUAAAAUUGAAGUUGGAAAUAAAAACUGAACCAUCCAAUUUCUUGCUCACUAAGAAGGUCCAGGGUGUGGUGAAAUACACUGCAUUCAACGGCUGUCGUCCGAAGAAUGUUAAAAUGUUUUGUUACUUGGAGAGUGCCAUUAAAGUGAGGCGGUGGACAUCCAGUCUGGUGCAUACUUUUGCGGAUUCUGAUAAAAUAAAGUUUGAUAUCGUGUUCUCAAAAGAUCAACAAGUCGCACGCUUUGACCGCAUCGUAGCAUUCGCAUUUGCUUCAACUGGUACGGAUAAAUUUGUUACAAACCGUGUGGUGUUUAAUAUUGGUCUGCAAAUGGAAGCUCAAAACGAGCAGUCGAAAGAUCAGGGAUCUGUAUGUGCACAGAUCGUUCGUCCUUCUGCGCUUGAACCAAUGGAAACGGACUCUCCGGCGCCUAUGAGAACAAUAACAGAUCCACUGAACGACUCAAACUUCGAAGUGUAUCGCCCGUGA
Necator americanus (New World hookworm) is the source of this 1797-nucleotide messenger RNA. RefSeq lists its product as uncharacterized. The coding region runs from base 1 to 1797 and encodes 598 amino acids. The record is from RefSeq and is a predicted model, not a curated record. The transcript has 15 exons. Lineage: Eukaryota; Metazoa; Nematoda; Chromadorea; Rhabditida; Ancylostomatidae.